GUCAAAAUAAUGACACUUCUCUCCUCUGUCAAAAUAAUGACACCUCUCUCCUCUCCUCUCCCACAAAUCCAUCUCCAGAAUGCACCGACUUCUCUCCGCCAGUGGCGGUGAUGCUGAUGAUCUUCCUCUGUCUGGAGGCCUUCCUCUUCCUCACCUUCACCGUGGUGAUGUUCGGAACGCAGAUACACUCCAUCUGCAACGACGAGACGGAGAUCGAGCGUCUGAAGAAUGAGAAGCCGACGUGGGAGCGGCGUGUGCGCUGGGAGGGGAUGAAGGCCGUGUUCGGAGGCCCGCCCUCCUUCCUCUGGUUCAACCCAUUCACCGGCCUGAGCGUCUCUGCAGGCUGGCCUACUGAUGACGCGUACACGCCGUAG
Molecule: messenger RNA, 374 nt
Organism: Oncorhynchus gorbuscha (pink salmon)
Lineage: Eukaryota; Metazoa; Chordata; Actinopteri; Salmoniformes; Salmonidae
Product: palmitoyltransferase ZDHHC7-like
Exons: 2
Coding region: 111-374 (87 amino acids)
Source: RefSeq, a predicted model, not a curated record